GGUUAACAUAGGCAACAACCUUCCAAAAGCACUUAUAAAGUGAUUAAUUAUGAUACGUGGAAGUAUUUAUUCGCAAUCGGAAGGCACGACUCGUAAAGGGAGUCAAAUAUUAGGAGCGGACGAUGCUCGUAACACAGCUGUCUCCGUAGCAGUCGAGGUCUCAGCAAAAGUGGCUGAAAACAGAAAACGUUUGAAGCAAGGCAAGUCGGCCAAGGACAACGUAGCGGAUUUAAAAGAAGAAUUAAAUAUGGAUGAACAUUUAGUCCCUCUGGAGGAACUUUACUCUCGUUAUAAUACCAACGUUGAAACUGGAUUGCCAUCUGCGAUCGCUGAGAAGAUGGCUGAUGAAAAACCUAACCGACUUACUCCUCAGAAACAAACUCCUGCCGUUAUUAAGUUUUUACUUACUUUGUUUGGAGGCUUUUCAAUGCUUCUGUGGAUUGGCGGAGUGUUAGCCAUUAUUGCCUAUAUCAUCGAUUACUCUCGCGAUAGCGGUGCCCCUAGAGACAACCUCUACUUGGGAGUUGUUUUGAUUGCAGUGGUCUGCAUCACCUCUAUCUUCUCUUACUACCAGGAGGCGAAGUCGGAUGCCGUCAUGAAAGGCUUUUUGAAGAUGCAACCACAACGGUCGCACGUCUUGAGGGAUGGCAAGUGGUCUGAGGUGGAUGCGGAUUUUUUAGUGGUCGGCGACAUAAUUACCGUGACUUAUGGUAAUGUAGUCCCCGCGGACAUCCGUAUCAUCACUGCCUCCAGCUUUAAAGUGGACAACUCUUCUUUGACUGGGGAGGCGGAGGCACUCAGCCGGUCCCCAGAGUGCACAGACGACAACCCAAUGGAAACUAAGAAUCUUGCUUUUUAUUCAACCAAUGCUGUUGAAGGCACGUGUACUGCAAUUGUGCUUCGAACGGGAGACGACACGUUUAUAGGGAAAAUUGCCCGUUUAGUAGGAAAGACAAAGAAAAAAGAAACGCCCAUCCGCAAGGAAAUUCGGCACUUUAUCCACCUCAUUACCGGGCUCGCCUUGUUCCUGGGCGCCAUCUUCUUCACUCUGGCCAUGACCGUUCAGAAGCAACAGUUUUUGCAGGCCCUCGUGUUUUUAAUUGGUAUCAUUGUGGCCAAUGUCCCGGAAGGUCUCCUCGCCACGGUCACGGUCUCACUGACUUUAACUGCAAGAAAAAUGGCGAAGAACAAUGUGAUUGUAAAGAACUUGGAGGCCGUCGAAACUUUAGGCUCCACCUCGUGUAUCUGCUCCGAUAAGACUGGAACACUGACUCAGAAUCGCAUGACCGUCAACCAUCUUUGGUACGAUCUUCGAGUCUGGGCAGUGGAUCCGGCCGUUGAAGACUGUUUUCAAAAGGAACAUAAUUCCUUUAAAAUGCUGUACAGCAUAGCCACGCUGAACUCACGAGCUACUUUUGAGGAGACAGACCAGAGUAAGCCCCUUAGCGAGUGGAGGACGAGCGGCGAUGCCUCUGAAUCUGCUCUGAUUAAGUUUUGCCAGCAAAUUCGGCCCAUCUCCGACGCCAGAAAAGACAACCCUAAAGUUGCAGAGAUCCCCUUUAAUUCUACUAAUAAAUAUGCCGUGACGGUGUGCGAGCAGCGAGAUGAGGGCGGGCGGUUUGUUGUCUACAUGAAGGGAGCUCCGGAACGCGUCCUUGCCCGCUGCAGUAAAAUACUCGUGUGUGAUGAGGAGGCGCCGCUCGAUGAUACCUACAAAGAACAUUUUGAAAAAGCUUACAAAGAAUUGGGUGGCCUUGGCGAAAGAGUGCUGGGCUUUGCAUAUCACAACCUGGACACAAGUCACUAUCCUCCGGGCUUUCAGUUUGACUCCGAGAAACCCAACUUUCCCUGCGAGGGUUUGGUUUUUGCCGGGCUAUAUGCCUUGAUCGACCCACCCAGGCCAGCCGUCCCGUCCUCUGUCAAGGCGUGUCAGAGUGCUGGCAUACGUGUUAUUAUGGUUACUGGCGAUCAUCCUCUCACCGCUAAGGCGAUAGCCCGAUCCGUAAAUAUUAUUCGAGAUGAAACCGUCGACGAGUUAGCCGCACGAAAAGGCAUAUCGGAGAGCCAGGUGGAACCAGGCGAGGCCAAGGCCAUAGUGGUAAGCGGGCAGAAGCUUAAGGAAAUGGAUGAGGAAGAGGUGCAGAAUAUUAUACGGGAUUACGACCAGAUUGUGUUUGCAAGGACUUCGCCACAACAGAAGUUGGUCAUUGUAGAAGCGGUCCAGAACGUUGGCAACGUAGUUGCUGUGACCGGUGACGGUGUCAACGAUUCUCCCGCUCUGCGCCAGGCCGACAUCGGCGUUGCUAUGGGGAUUGCCGGUACAGAUGUAUCCAAGUCAGCGGCAGAUAUGAUCCUGUUGGACGAUGAUUUUUCUUCCAUAGUUAAAGGUGUAGAAGAAGGCCGGCUUAUAUUUGACAACAUUAAGAAAUCCAUCGCAUACACAUUGACCUCGAAUAUUCCUGAGCUGACGCCUUUUUUGGUUAAUGUGUUACUUAAUAUACCACUGCCUUUGAGCACAAUAAUGAUUCUCUGCAUCGACCUUGGUACUGACAUGUACCCCGCCAUAUCUCUGGCCUACGAAAGCGCUGAGUCAGAUAUAAUGAAGCGGAGGCCGCGGGAUUCCAAGAAGGACAAACUCGUGAAUAACAAGUUAUUGCAAAUCACUUACCUCCAAAUUGGGGUGCUCCAGGCGUGUGCUGGCUUUUUUAACUACCUCAUUGUGAUGGGCGACCACGGCUUUUUACCGAAGCAUCUGAAAGGCCUGAGAGAACAGUGGGAUAACAGAAAUAUCAAUAACCUGAGGGAUUCUUAUGGCCAAGAGUGGACCUACGAAAGUCGCAAGAAUCUCGAAUCGAUGGCUCAGACUGCUUUCUUGCUUGCUAUUGUUCAGGUGCAAUGGGCAGACCUUAUUAUUUGUAAAACACGGAUGUUGUCGAUCCUUCACCAGGGCAUGAGAAACAAACAUCUGAUUAUAGCCUUAAUCUUUGAAACAACUUUGAUUAUCCUGCUCACUUAUGCACCCGGGAUGUCUGUUGCUUUUCGAACUUACUCCCUUAAACCCAUUUACUGGGUAUCGGCCCUCCCGUUCGCCUGCUUAAUACUGCUGUUUGACGAGAUGCGCAAGCUAAUCAUUAGAAAAUACCCGCAGGGUUGGGUCCGUCGUAAUCUUUACUAUUAGGAUUUCUGAAUAAACUCUU
Zophobas morio is the source of this 3197-nucleotide messenger RNA. RefSeq names its product sodium/potassium-transporting ATPase subunit alpha-2-like. The coding region runs from base 50 to 3178 and encodes 1042 amino acids. Gene Ontology annotation, molecular function: P-type sodium:potassium-exchanging transporter activity; ATP binding; ATP hydrolysis activity. Gene Ontology annotation, biological process: potassium ion import across plasma membrane; intracellular sodium ion homeostasis; sodium ion export across plasma membrane. Gene Ontology annotation, cellular component: plasma membrane. The transcript is spliced from 29 exons. The record is from RefSeq and is a predicted model, not a curated record. NCBI's taxonomy places the organism in Eukaryota, Metazoa, Arthropoda, Insecta, Coleoptera, Tenebrionidae.